Morchella importuna is the source of this 1638-nucleotide messenger RNA. RefSeq lists its product as uncharacterized. Gene Ontology annotation, cellular component: fungal-type vacuole. Lineage: Eukaryota; Fungi; Ascomycota; Pezizomycetes; Pezizales; Morchellaceae. The coding region runs from base 1 to 1638 and encodes 545 amino acids. The transcript has 2 exons. Gene Ontology annotation, biological process: proteolysis. Gene Ontology annotation, molecular function: serine-type carboxypeptidase activity. The record is from RefSeq and is a predicted model, not a curated record.
AUGAAGCUUUCGGUAGCUUCCGUUGCGGCCCUCUCCUUAGCCGGUGGGGCAUACGCCUUCUUCCCCAACACUGAGCAGAACCCCCUCAUUGCCUCUUCCAAGUCUUCCUCUGCUCUCUCUCCAUCCAUUGCCCAGAUCCAGGAGCAGCUUUCUGCCCUUGGUGGGGAGCACACUGCCGAGGCCAUUACGGCAUGGAACCGUAUCGCUGAGUUGUAUCCCGAGGACACCAUCUCCGCGGUGCAGGCGUUGCUCAACAAGAGUAAGCCAAAGUCUGGCGUCAAGAAGAUCCCCGACAACAAGUGGGAUUACGUUGUCGAGGGCAACGAUGUUGUGUCCGCCCUUGGAAGCAAGAUCGGUGGCCACGAGAAACUCAAGGGGACGAAGUUGAGGAUCAAGAAGCCUAAUGGUCUUGGAAUCGACGAAGACAUUAAGCAGUACUCUGGGUACCUUGAUGUCGACGAUGACGACAAGCAUUUCUUCUUUUGGUUCUUUGAGUCUCGCAAUGACCCCAAGAACGACCCCGUAGUCUUGUGGCUCAACGGUGGCCCUGGAUGUUCGUCGCUUACUGGGCUCUUCAUGGAGCUUGGCCCUGCGUCGAUCAACGCGAAGAUCCACACCGUUGACAACCCAUACUCAUGGAACUCUAACGCGUCGGUUAUCUUCCUUGACCAGCCCGUUAAUGUUGGAUACUCUUACUCUUCCAGUGAGGUUUCCAGCACCCAGGCCGCUGGAAAGGACGUUUACGCGUUCUUGACCAUGUUCUUCAACCAAUUCCCCGAGUACUCCGCUCAGGACUUCCACAUUGCUGGUGAAUCUUAUGCCGGACAUUACAUUCCCCAGUUUGCGACUGAGAUCCUCGAACACGAGGACCGCAACAUCAACCUCAAGUCUGUCCUGAUUGGUAACGGUCUUACCGAUGGAAAGACACAGUACAACUACUACCGCCCCAUGGCUUGCGGUGAGGGUGGAUACCCGUCUGUCCUCAGCGAGUCUGAGUGCCAGGCUAUGGAUGAUGCCUACCCCCGCUGUGCUUCCAUGAUUGACAACUGCUACAAGUCUGGCUCUGUUUGGUCUUGUGUCCCUGCCUCUAUCUACUGCAACAACGCCAUGAUGCGAUCUUACCAGAACACCGGAAGAAACGUCUACGACAUCCGUGGCAAGUGCGAGGACACCGACAACCUUUGUUACUCUGAGAUGGGCUGGAUUCAAAAGUACUUGAACAAGGAGGAAGUCAUGUCUUCUCUCGGUGCCGAGGUUUCCUCAUACGAGUCUUGCAACUUCAACAUCAAUCGUAACUUCCUCCUCGGUGGUGAUUGGAUGAAGCCAUUCCACACAUUCAUUCCUCCUCUCCUUGAGAAGAUCCCUGUCUUGAUCUACGCUGGUGACGCCGAUUUCAUUUGCAACUGGCUCGGAAACCACGCCUGGACUGAGGCUCUUGAGUGGCACGGAAAGAAGCAGUUCAACAAGGAGCCCCUUGCACCCUUUAUGGUCGGUUACGAGGAGAAGGGUCAGAUGAAGUCUUCCAACAACUUCACUUUCGCCAGAGUCUACCAGGCCGGACACAUGAUGCCCUACAACCAGCCCGAGGCCUCUUUGGAGCUUCUCAACAGGUGGUUGUUUGGUGAAUACUGGGCGUAG